Molecule: messenger RNA, 726 nt
Organism: Eutrema salsugineum
Lineage: Eukaryota; Viridiplantae; Streptophyta; Magnoliopsida; Brassicales; Brassicaceae
Product: cell wall / vacuolar inhibitor of fructosidase 2
Exons: 1
Coding region: 65-598 (177 amino acids)
Biological process (GO): negative regulation of catalytic activity
Molecular function (GO): enzyme inhibitor activity
Source: RefSeq, a predicted model, not a curated record
AAACAAGAAUCCUCUUUCUUUCCAUCUCUCUCCAUAAACGGUUGCUCAAAACCCUCUUCUUGAAAUGGCUACUUCUCCCAUACUUCUCAUCCUCUUCGUUAUCCUAACAUCAACCCUAAUCUCAGUCAAAUCCAACACAACGACGAUCGAAUCAACUUGCAAAACCACAAACUACUAUCGACUCUGCGUCUCAGCUCUCAAAUCCGACCCAAGAAGCCCCACAGCCGACACAAAAGGUCUCGCCGCCAUUAUGGUCGGCGUUGGAAUGACAAACGCCACCGCCACGGCAACUUAUCUCGCCGGAAACAUAACCGCCGCCGCUAACAACACUGUUCUUAAGAAGGUCUUAAAAGACUGCUCCGACAAGUAUGCCCUCGCCGCUGAUUCUCUCCGGCUAACGAUUCAAGAUCUUGAUGAUGAAGCUUACGACUAUGCUUACAUGCAUGUGUUGGCGGCGGAGGAUUAUCCCAAUGUUUGCCGGAAUUUUUUCCGGCGAGUUAGAGGUUUGGUUUACCCGCCGGAGAUCCGCCGGCGUGAAGUGAGUUUGAGACGUAUCUGUGGUGUUGUCUCCGGGAUUCUUGACCGGCUUGCCGAAUGAUUUUUAUUGUAUUAUCUUUCAUUAAGAAAAAAACUUUGUUAUCUUUCUUGAAGAAAAAAACUUGUGUUAAGAAAAUGGCAAUAUCUCUGUGUUAAUUUAUGUUAAUGGUAACUUUUAUUGGAAUUAAA